Messenger RNA from Globicephala melas (long-finned pilot whale), 7120 nucleotides. It is a transcript of the gene TCP11L1, whose product is annotated as t-complex 11 like 1. Gene Ontology annotation, biological process: signal transduction. NCBI's taxonomy places the organism in Eukaryota, Metazoa, Chordata, Mammalia, Artiodactyla, Delphinidae. The record is from RefSeq and is a predicted model, not a curated record.
CAUGGCGUCGCCCUGCGUGGGACCGCCGCCUCCGGGCUAAGAGCUCUCUCCCGCUGUCCGACGCUGAGGAGCUGCGGCGCUGGCCGCUGCCCACCCAAGCCGGUCGAGGAGGACUGCUCGCAGCGCAGUGAGGGGUGCGGCCUCGGAGGGGCAGAGGCUGAACCGCUCUGCCCGACGCGCAUCCUCCCCGCCUCCGCCGCGGCGCCAGCCCCCGUCAGAUUCCCGGCCGAGCGGCAGGAAGGAGGACGCCGACUCCGCUGCAGAAGAGAGUCUGCCAAACCUCCUGAAAAUAGUCAUUUCUUUUGAUCCCUGGAUUAACAUCCAGGAAAGUGAAUGAACUUAAUUGAGAAUGUCUGAAAACCUUGACAAGUCCAAUAUAAACGAAGAAGGAAAAUCAAAAUCAAAUGAUUCUGAGCAAGGCCUUGAAGAUGCUGUGGAAAGUUCUGAUGAAGCUUUACAGAAAAUAAAGUCGGGCUCUCCUAGCACCCAAAGAGUGCAAAGACCUCACUCUAGUCCUCCUCGAUUCGUGACAGUAGAAGAACUUCUAGAGACAGCAAAAGGAGUAACUAACAUGACCAUAGCCCAUGAAAUUGUCAUAAAUGGAGACUUUCGGAUUAAACCAGUUGAAUUACCAGAAGACAGCUUGGAGAAGAAAGUAAAGGAUAUUGUACAUAAAGCUUUUUGGGAUUGCUUGAGUGUCCAGUUAUGUGAGGACCCCCCAACUUAUGACCGGGCCAUCAAGCUUGUUGGUGAGAUCAAAGAGACGCUCUUAUCUUUCUUGCUGCCUGGUCACACUAGACUGAGAAACCAGAUAACAGAAGUCUUGGAUCUGGAUCUGAUAAAGCAGGAGGCAGAGAAUGGGGCCUUGGACAUUUCCAAGCUGGCAGAAUUCAUUAUUGGCAUGAUGGGGACACUGUGCGCACCUGUUCGAGAUGAGGAAGUGAAGAAACUAAAGGACAUUAAGGAAAUAGUGCCCCUUUUCAGGGCAAUUUUUUCCGUGUUGGACCUAAUGAAAGUGGAUAUGGCAAACUUUGCUGUCAGUAGCAUUAGGCCACAUCUCAUGCAGCAGUCAGUUGAAUAUGAAAGGAAGCAGUUUCAAGAGUUUUUGGAGAAGCAUCCAAAUUCCCUGGACUUUGUCACCCAGUGGCUGGAAGAAGCCGCAGAUGACCUUAUGAAUCAGAAGUAUAGAAAUGCCCUGCCGGCUGUGGGAGAGGCCUCUGGCUCUGGGGACAGUCCCGGGCCAGAUCCUGUUGCUGUCCAGAACUAUGCGUACCUGAAGCUUCUGAAGUGGGACCACCUCCACAGACCUUUCCCUGAAACAGUUUUGAUGGACCAUUCUCGCUUCCAAGAGUUCCAGCUCCAGCUGGAGCAGUUGACCGUCCUGGGGGCUGUGUUGCUGGUCACGUUCAGCAUGGCAGCCCCAGGAAUUUCCAGCCGGGCCGACUUUGCUGAGAAACUCAAGAUGAUUGUGAAGAUUCUGCUCACAGAUAUGCAUCUGCCCUCCUUCCAUCUGGAGGAUGCCCUGACUACCGUUGGGGAGAAAGUCUGCCUGGAGGUGAGCAGCUGCCUUUCCCUGUGCGGAUUCAGCCCCCUCACCACGGACAAAGAGGCCGUGCUCAAGGGCCAGAUCCAGGCCAUGGCCAGUCCUGACAACCCCAUCCGCAGGAUCGUGGAUUCCCGAAUCCUGACCUUCUUAGAAACCUACCUUGUCUCCAGUCAUCAGAAGCCAUUGCCCACAGCCCCAGGGGGAUUAGGUCCAGUUCAAACAGAGCUGGAGGAAGUUGCCAUUAACUUCGUGCGCCUGGUCAACUAUAACAAGAUGGUCUUCAGUCCCUACUAUGAUGCGAUCCUCAGUAAGAUCCUUGUCAGACCCUAACGCUUGUGCUCCCUGCAGCAGCAGUGUUACCCACUUGACCUGUUCUCAGCUGUAGUGUUGCUUUGGAAAAUGGCUGCUUAGUACCUUUCUAUUUAACAGCACUGAUGCCAAAAGGAAGAGUAUUGUGUAUCACUGUUGAAAAGGCUUGUUUUGAGGGUUUGUGUUUAUGAGUGCAAGUUUACAAAUCAGAGAAGCUUUUCGUUAUCGUGAGUUUUGUAGGUAGCACUCAGCUUUUGACGGGUGGACUGCCGUGUGUCUCCACCCACACCCUAUCAUGAUCGUAGCUGCCUCGUCUCUCCCAGGAGCCUGGGACCUCUUCUGCCAUCUGGCUCGCUUUUCUUUCAGACACCCAAGAGUAUCUGACAGCCACCCCAGAGUGAACAGAACCAGGCCUUGAUGCGUUUAGACCCUUGCCCGUCUCUUGCCCAGCCCAGCCCUCCUUCCUCCAGGUAUUUUGUGUUGGAAGGACUUUAUAUAGUCUUACUGCCUCCACACACCUCCCGCACCCACUGUUUAUUGCUUUCUCCCUGCCUGGGCUAGCUGGAGCCCCAGAACCCUUUUGUUCUAGAGGAGAGUUAUUUGAUUUUAAAAAGCUUACUUGUUUAUACAAAAUUACUUCUGAGCCUGGAUGAUAGCAGUUAUGGGAUCUAGAGAAAGGAAAAUUCUGUGACUUUUAUGCCUUGAAAGUCAAGGAGAAAUUUUUUUUUUUAAUAUAUGUUAGUGUAAUAUACAGAAGAGGACAGAUGUCUGAAGUUCUUACUGAAAAGUUCACUCUGAUACAAUACAUAGAUGUAUUGAUUGGAUUCGAAUUCCAGCAUUGGAUUUAAGUGUUUUCAGGUAAAAUAGCGUCAGCUCACUUAUUUCUUGGAUAACGAAGUUAUAGGAGAUCCCUGGUUUUUGAGCAGUAUUUAUUGAGGAACUUCAGUGACCAGAAUUCCUGACAUAUCCUGUGACUGAAAGGGUAGCUUGGCUCUCACAGGUGACCUGUUCUGUUAAAAAAAAUAAAAUGUGCGCAUGUGCCUGUGUGUAUUUUAGACAGGGACAUUUUGUUAGAAACAGAGCCAUGAAGUUGUUGGGCGAUCUCCAGUUCCCAGAAUCAUGCAAGGAAUCCCUUCAUUCAAGCCGAUGAGCGCUGGGGUGGAGCUGGGGACAGCGUUGGGGAAACAUCCACCCUGUACACUGUCUAGUGAUGCGAGGCUUCAGAGGAGUGAAGGUUAUACUGGGAAUGUGAUUUCUCCAAGUAUUUGCUUCUAAUAUUUUUACUUGCAGUCAGAAAUGUAUGCUGGGUUACGUGGUCAGAGGUCAUAUUAAUAAAGUUUAGGCUGAAGGACAAAUCCUCCAAGGUUUCACUGGAAGGGGAUGAAAGCUCGGUAAGUAGAACUUUUAAAGAACAAAAUCACAUCUUUUGUAGCUUAUUCAAUGAGGUCACCUCUGGAAUUGUUUCUGGAGAUAAGGCUGCUGUGGAAGCUGUGCUCACUGGUUGUAGAGUAUGAGGUUCCUGGGGGCAGCACUCUUGCUUGCCUCAGCCUCAGUGUUUGGGUCCCUCCCUCCGCAGCCAAGGAUGCCGGAGAGGAGCGUUACCCUCACAGAUGCAGGGUGGGUCACCAGCUCCUGCAGCCAUUUUCCCUAAAUCUCAAAGUUUCUUCAUUUUGAUUUCUUUUGUAAGAGUUAACUCUUAGGUGAUUUUUUUCUUUCUUUUCCCUCAUGGGUUCCUACAUAGAGUGAAGUUUGAACACUUUGAAAUCUUGAUGCCUAUAUAACAGGGAGCUUCACAGACUCCUGUGGCCCCCACUACCUCAGUGUCCACUGGUGGAAUUCUACAGAAGCCAGAAUGAAGACGGCAGAGUUCAGAAUCACAAUAUUCAUAUUGAAUCAUUUUGUUGCUGCUCUUUGAAGAUAAGUGAGCUAGUUUUCUUCCUGGAAUCUCAUAGGAUUAUCACUAAGGGCCAGGAAAAUUCAUUUAGUUCAUUUAGUCACUCAGGAAACAUUUGCUAAGCAUCUACUUAGAACUCCCCCCUACAGCUCUCCCUCCAAGACAGAAAUAGCUUUGGCGUAUACAUUAUCCUUCAGAAUUGAAUUGGGUUAUAUACUGCAUACUGAUUGCAUUUGAUGUGGUUUCCUGCCUAACAGGUUUGUGGAAAACAUGUCUUGUGGAAGUGCUGAGUUUAUUGGGCACUAGUAUUUCACUGCAGGUGGGUAGAACUGAUUGCCUUGAGAGUUGGGUUGAUAUCAGCAGGUCAGGUAGAUUUCUUUGAUAGUCUCCUGAAUGAAUGAAUGAAUGAAUGUCUAGAGCGGUGACUGCUGCCUUGUCAGCUCUCAACUGAUUGGGUGGAUUCUCACUCUACAUAUGUAUAUUUUUUAAUCUUAUUCUAAAGCAAGCUGUAAAAUGUGAUCGUUUAUGUAGCCCUUUAUAAAUAUACUUCAGGUCAGAGUUACACUGAUAUAUCUUACUGAUUAAUGCAGUGGACAGGUGUGUAGGAAUUUUUUUCUCUGUGAAGAGAAGUUAUUAAAAAGUUUGACUCAAUAGGCACAUAAUGUGCACAUACUGGCUGACAAUUCUGAAUGGAUUAUUUAGCAGUUCUGUUUUUGUGGCUUAUUUUACUUUCUCCAGAGUCUUAAGAUACCUGGGAAUAGAGCAGCCUACUUUCCUGGUGAAUUUCAAAGGGAGGGAAUAGGUGUUUGCUGUUUGAUUUCCAGUGACAUUUUGGCAUGCCCUGAUUUCUGUGUAUAACAUUUGUAUUUCUUUUAAUUUUGAGGCAGGGUGGUAGAGUGGAAAGACUGGGAGCUGUCAAGAAACCAGAGUUUUGAUCCUAUUUCUGUUACGUGAUUAGCUCGAGCAAAUCAGGACCCAUUUCCAGUACUUAUAAAAUGAAAGGACUGGAUUUAACCUUACAAGCCUUUCCAAGUCUGACAUUCUGUAGUAAAUCUGACUGGACUUAAUAACUUAAGUAGACUGCAGUAGGAUUGUGCAGAAAGUUCCUGAUUUAGAGGAAGAUCUGGGUUGAGUUUUUCCUCUGUUGCCUUCUUGCAAGGUUAUGUGAUGUUGGGCUAAUCAUUCUUCCUUGGGCUCUGUAUUUUCACCCGUAAAAUGAGCAUACUCCUAACUCACACUUCCUGGGAGGAUUAAAUUUGAUAAUGGAUAUUAGAAUGCUUUGUACAUGCAAAAGGACUAUGAAUGACUUUAUUAGCAACAAAGGAGAGCAUAUAACCCUGCCUGUAGGUGCAUAUCUGUUAUCAUGACAGAUUCGACUGUUGGUGCCCAACCUCCCUUCAGUCAAGCACAUUUUACAGGCCUGUAGGGAAGGUUUUCCUCCUGUCCUGUCCCAAGACUGUUAUUUUCUUUUCUCAUCUCUUCUGUGCUAGAGCUGCAAUCUUACUUUUCAUAUGUGCUGCCGUUCACUCCACCCCAGUGGUUUCUCCCCAUUUCCACCUCUAUAUCAUUUGAAGUAAAUGAAUGCAUCAAUGAACAAAUGAGUGGAUGACUGAAUGGUAGUGGACGAUGGGCUAUGAAACUCAUAUUAAAAGGCACUAUCUCAUUGAAAACAUAAUCUAAAUAAAGAAUUACAGUGAUGUUUGCAAUUGUGUAUUUAUAUUGGGUUUUAUAUUGUAUACCUAUUUUAAUGGAUUGCCUUUUUAUUCACAGUAUUCAAAGCAACUUCAUGGGAUGGGGGAGGGGAAAACCUUUAGGCCUAAAAGCCUCUAUUAACCUAUGAAAUGUUCACUGACACUUUCAGAAAAAGCUAGAAGUGUCAGAAAUCUGAACAGGCAGAAUUUUACUUAAAACUGCCCCUAGUGUGGGUUUCUGUCAUACUGUGUUGCCUUCUGAACUAAUCUAUAGGCCUGAUUUGAUGGAAUGUCACUUAAUUUAGUAAUCAGAUGUGUCUGGAGUUGGUAGCAAUAGUCAGAUUUCACCAUUUUUGUGUUUGUUUUAUCUGAACUAAGCAUUGAGAACCUUUAAGUGCAACUUCUGACUUAAAAGCAACCUUAAAAUCGAAGUAACACUUUUUUUUUUCCUUUCUAAUUCUUGUUGCCUCUGCUUUUUAAAGUACUGUCUGCUGUAAGCUCGAAGCAGAAAUUUGGUCAGGGCUCAGACGGGGAAGAAAAUUUAGUAAACUGAAUUGGUUUUUUGGACUUUUAUUCCCAGAGACUGGUAAGCUCACUUCUGUUGAAUAUUUAAGUUUUUACUUAGUAAUGUGGUACCUGAGUUUUGUUACUUGGUAUGAAUUACCUUUCAAGACUUCUGAAAUUUUUACUAAAUGAAAUAUAACUUCACUUGCUGAACGUCACAGUCAAGUAAGAACUACCAACUUUAAUGAAGUUUGCUUUGGGAACUGAAAUGUAAAAACCAGAAUUUAUGAGAAGCCCGCUCACCGCAACGAAGAGUAGCCCCCCCGCUCGCCGCAACUAGAGAAAGCCCACGUGCAGCAACGAAGACCCAGCGCAGCCAAAAAUAAAUAAAUAAAUUUAUUUUUUUAAAGAAAGCAUAUCCAAUAGAGGAUUAUAAAAUUACCAAAUAAAUUAAUAAUUAUUGCCCAAGGUCAAUAUGUUGACAAAAGUGGUAUAUUUUUUCAUUCUUUUCCAGUGGUACAAUUUGAUCAGUUUUAUAUUUACUAGGUAGCUAUAACCUUUUACUUUACUAUGUGUGGCAACAUAGGUAAAAUCUCUCGUUCGAAAUUUAGUGCUAAAAGCCAGAGUUUGACUGAUCUUUGUUUAGGGAGCAUUUAUGGUCCUUAAAUUUUAUCCAGUUCUAGAAUUGUGGGGAGAUGCUGUCAUUGUUUUUAUAAAGAGGAAAGAUAUGGAUAUCUCUUGGUAAUUUCUCUGGGUCCAGCAAUAUGGAUAUAUGAGAGACCUUGGACACAUAGGACUGGCUAUAUAUACCAUGAGAGUCUGCAGAUAGAUUUCCAAAAAUAAUUUCAGAUUUCUAACAUCAUGCUACUUGUUCACUGUGUUUACAAAAGGAAUUAUCAAACAUUCAGACAAAAUCAUACUAAAAACUAAAAGUUCAUAUAUAUAUCAGGUAGAACAUUAGAAAAUAUUUUCUUAAGAAAUAAUCCUUUUUUAAGUUUAAAGGUCAUAUAAUUUCUAGGGGAAAAAGUCUUAGAAAUGAAUGUAGUAGGAGCAGUUGUAAUACACAUAAUGGCCUUAACAGUCCUUAGCAGCACUUUUCCCCAAGGUAGGUAGGGGUGUACGUGUGUGUUUUCUUAUUACAAUGCUAAAAAAAAAAAAAAAAAAAAAGGUAUUUUU